UGCGAACUGCAGCGACACGUAGUGGGACUGUCAGUUUGCCUGGGAUUGUUGGGAUCACUGGGAUCGUUGCUUGUGCCUUAAAUGACAGGAGGGAACCUCCCCGCAGUCAGUUUGAGAGGCCAGAGCAUUCAACACGUCCUCUUAUCAGCUUCAGCCCUGACUGAGCUCUGUGUGUCAGAGUCUGAGGAUGAGGAUCGCUGUGCUGGGAGCCACUGGGCAGACUGGUCAGUAUCUGGUCAACCAGGCGCUGCAGCAGGGUCACUCGGUCACCGCCAUCGUCAGGAACCCAGGGAAACUCACCGUGCAUCAUGACAAUCUCAAGGUGGUGGAGGCUGAUAUCUUCUCAGCAGACAGUCUGAAGAAUCAUUUCAAAGGACAGGAUGUGAUCAUGUCCUGCCUCGGCUUCCCAGCCUCCCUCCUCUCGGCAGUGACGGGCUACACACUGUCCAUGAAGGCUAUGAUCAGCGCCAUGCGAGAGGCCCGGGUCAACAGGAUCAUCACCAUGACCUCCUGGUACACCGAGCCUAACUCUGGAACUCAGUCAUCUUAUCUCAUCCGCUUCCUCCUGCUGCCGAUGAUCCGAAGCGUCCUCACCAACAUGUAUGAGAUGGAGACGUUUCUGCAGAAGACUGAGGACAUCAACUGGACUGUGGUCCGCCCACCGGGCCUCAAGAACCUGCCGGCCUCAGCUCAAGAGUUUCUGACCCAUGAGGGAUACUUUGUGCCCGACAGCAGCGGUCACCCUGCAGGCAGCGCAGUGGGAAGAGGAGACGUUGCUCGCUUCAUGCUCUCUCUGCUCAACAGCAACGCCUGGGUCAAGAAGGGAGUCGCCAUCACUACCAAAUGAGGAAGAAGAGGUUGGCAUUAAUAAGGGCUUGGUUCACCUUAAGUAUAAAAAACUAUAUUUCUCACAAAUCUCUAGUGGUAUCUGCCCAUGCAGAUAUUUUAUUAAAUUGCCCAGGUUUUGAGAUAUCAGCCUUUGAGAUUUUUGCUUCCACACCUAUACAACAGAGGUAAAUGGAGGUUUUUGGUGCUUACUGCACUGAAAUCUCUCAAUUAAUCUGUGAACCAUUUUGACUAAGAAGCAAACAAAAUUUAUUUCACCUCUACUGUAUUGAGGUGACAGCAGAAAUUAAUAGCUUGAAUCCUGGGCAAAUAAAGCCAAAAACUAUGCUCUUAUAAAAGAUGUUUAUUGAUGUUAAUUGAUUUAAAAAGUAUAAUGUUUAACACCUGACACAUUUUCUCCUUUUAUGAAAGGCAAAAAAACUGAUUCCAUACGAGCAGUUAUCAUUCUUUAUGGUUAUGGCUAUCAUCAACUUAGAUUUAACGCAUUCUCUAAUGCAUUAACUCUAUAUUUAACUUGGCUUUUCCAGUUAAGGAGGAUAACCCUGAAACAAAGCCUACUGGUUGGCAAAGCCUACUAAACUGGUUUGGAAAUCCUAGGUAAACAUGAUCUGUCCCCUAUGAGACAGUGAAGCUGAAUUGAUUCAGACAGGUUGGUAAAUAAUCCUCAUGGUUGGAUAUGACUAGAGCUAAGGAAGAAAAUGUGUUCUCAUUUUUUUAGUUGGGGUGAACUGCCUCUUUAACAAAAUGUUCGGCCCUAUUUUUUCUGCCUUCACAGUCUACUAAUAGAUAUGAUGGUAUAACUACUUUAUAUGGCCUUAAAUGUCUUUUUAUUUACUCUUGUUUAACAGAUUCUUCUUUUUAUAAGUUUGAAAACCUUGUCUGUGUUUUUAUUAUCAGUGACAACCACUAUUAGCAAAGGAAUCGUGAUCAGGUAGUUCAUGCUUGUAUUUAUGCACGCAUUUUAAUUAUUGUCAUGUAGAAUAAAUAUAAACAUACUUCCCCUGGGGACGUUUAUCACUUGUGACCAGAAGAGACACAGUGGAAGAUUUUAGAAGACGUCUGUUGAGGCCCCGUGUUUGCCAGAUGCUGAAUAAAAUGGGUUAAAGUAGGGCUGAACGAUUAAUUGCAUUUGCGAUCAUAUUACGAUGUGAAGAAAAAUUUCAACCUCGGAAACUGCGAUUGCACUCAUGCGAGAGACUGAUUGCGCGUUAAUCUGUUUAAGAAUGGGCUCAGGCUCGACAGAAGCUGAAACUGCGGAAAGUUCAGUGCCAAAGAGGAGCAGGGCGUCAGUUGUGUGGGACUAUUUCUGAUUUAAAAAAAAAAAAAAAAAAAGCAGCGUCAGGUAUUGUGCAAAACCUGCCUUGGCAAGGUUGCUACCUCACGGGACAACACUCCUAACUUGUUUCAGCACUUAAAAAAAAAAAACACCAGAGAAGAGCGUACGAUAGUUGCAUGGCUAAAAUGCCGAGCACCUACUCAAGUAAACCAAAGACCACUCGGCAAGAAUCACCAGUGUUUAAUAAAUACACUGGAUAAGUGAUACAACAUGCCGUCCCGCACAUAUUUUAGCCUGGUCGCCAUACCGGAGUUACACACAAAAUGCAAAGAGAAAGUCGCUGCGGAAUAAUAAGUAAUGUUUAAUCUAUCUAAAUAUUGUUUUGGUCAUACUACAAUGAUUUAUUGCUUGUUGUUGUUGAAUAAUACAGAACACAAAGAGCUUUCAAAAAAUAAUUGCAUAUUAAAUCGCAAUUAGAUUGU
Toxotes jaculatrix (banded archerfish) is the source of this 2604-nucleotide messenger RNA. Its product is annotated as flavin reductase (NADPH)-like. The coding region runs from base 188 to 847 and encodes 219 amino acids. NCBI's taxonomy places the organism in Eukaryota, Metazoa, Chordata, Actinopteri, Toxotidae. The record is from RefSeq and is a predicted model, not a curated record. The transcript is spliced from 6 exons.